AUGAAAUCUCCCCUAUACUACAUUAUAUUAUAUUGCCCAGCUUCAUCAAAUUAAAUGAAGUAAAGCAACCAGCCAUUGUUGCAGAUUGGAGUCCAUGAAAAUGGGUUGUUUUCUUGCCUGUUUUGGUUACGCCAAGAAACGGAAACGCAGAAAGCCAGGCAGCAAAGUUCAAUCAACUGAUCAGGUUGCCGCCGGAAGUUAUGUGCCUCUGGACUUUGAAAAGCUUGAUGCAUCAGAUUCUGAUACCAGCGCAAGACGAAAAGAAGAAGGGAAUGCUAAAAUGAAGAAAAAGAAAGUGAGGUUUAAUUUGAAUGUGAAAACCUAUGAGCCGUUACAGUACGAGGAAAUUGAAGAUUAUUUGUCAGAGGGUGAGGAGAAAACAAAAUGGGAGUACAGCAAGGAAGAAGCAACAAAGGCAAUGCUGCGAUCGUACCCUUCAAAUUACAGAUACUAUAACUGCGUGGAUGAAGAGGAGGAGGGCGAGAUUGAACUGGACGAGAGUGAUCUUGAAUUCGACGAGAUUGAGGAUUUUGACGACGAGGAAGAUUGCCAUGUUCCCGUGAAAACAGGAAACAGAGAUCCACUGUCGGGUGACAAUGAAGGUGGUCGGUAUGCAAGAAGUUCUGUGCUAAAUCCAGUUGAAAAUGUGGUUCAGUGGAAAGCGAUUAAAGCUAGAGAAAGAGUGGAGCUAAAGAAUGAGAAGGAAAAUAUGAGAAUUAUUGCAAACUUGUAAGAUAUAUUUAAUAAAAUAUAUCCAAGUAUUUAAUUGAGAGGAAGGGAGGAAAAAUACUACGGAAGAAUAUUAAUCUAGAGAGAGGAAGAGAAGUCUGAACAAAGGAGGGAAUUUUUUUAUUUCAUCAGCUUCUUCAUUUGGGUGGUACAAACAAUCUGAACCAAAGCUCCCUAUUUAUACAAAAGGAAAUCCGACAAUUUUGAUGCUGCCAA
Molecule: messenger RNA, 945 nt
Organism: Ipomoea triloba (trilobed morning glory)
Lineage: Eukaryota; Viridiplantae; Streptophyta; Magnoliopsida; Solanales; Convolvulaceae
Exons: 3
Coding region: 95-733 (212 amino acids)
Biological process (GO): male meiosis II
Source: RefSeq, a predicted model, not a curated record